Messenger RNA from Scomber scombrus (Atlantic mackerel), 4343 nucleotides. RefSeq names its product phospholipase A2 group III (gene pla2g3). NCBI's taxonomy places the organism in Eukaryota, Metazoa, Chordata, Actinopteri, Scombriformes, Scombridae. The record is from RefSeq and is a predicted model, not a curated record. The transcript has 7 exons. Gene Ontology annotation, molecular function: A2-type glycerophospholipase activity. The coding region runs from base 119 to 2134 and encodes 671 amino acids. Gene Ontology annotation, biological process: arachidonate secretion; phospholipid metabolic process.
CCCACUCUCCCAUUUAAAACCAACCUGCAAUGUGUCAAUCUCUCAUAAACUCUUCCGCGAGUGGAGCAAUAAUUAGUUUUAGACUCACUGUCUAAACAGCAGCCUCUCUCAUUGCACCAUGACUGGCAUCGCUGCUCUGUUUGCUCUCAUUUUAACAUCAUCUCUCCUGAGCUGCUCCGCUGCAGAAACAUCGAUCCUCUGCGCUUGGACUAAAGUUUCAUCCAACCAAGAGGUGCAUUAUGCUUUCCUCCGGCAGGCUGCUUCAUCCAUGCGGCUCUACCACACCACCUGGUCCGGGGAGCGCACUCACCUGCACGGCUGCUCCUGGAGCGACGACCCGGUGGUGAUCCAGAACUACUUCUCUCUGUGCCAAGAGCGCACCGAGGACUUUUCAGAUCAUCCAGAUGAAAGCUUCGAUUUGGGCCCCAUGUUUGAGGCCGAAGAUGUGUGCGUCUCCAUGGCUACUUCACAGCUCGCCGAGCACGCGGAUGGCGCAAGGAAGAGGGCGAUGAGGAGCCUCGAGGGUCGUCAAAGUCGAGAGGAAAGGUCAGAGGUGCAGAGCCAUCAGCGUGUGAAACGAGGUUUCAUUGUACCUGGCACCCUGUGGUGCGGCUCUGGCAACAAGGCGCCGUCAUAUGAAGAUUUGGGUGUUUUUUCAGACACCGACGGCUGCUGCCGUGAUCACGACCAGUGCGAAAACAACAUCUUGUCCUUUCAAAGCAAGUUCGGAGUUUUCAACAGCAACAUCUUCACCAUUUCUCACUGCGACUGUGACAACAAGUUUCGCAAUUGUCUAAAGGCGGCAAAUGACAGCAUAUCUGAUGUGGUGGGAUAUACCUUCUUUAACCUGCUGAAGAUGCACUGCUUUGUGUUUGCCCACCGACCUGAGUGUACAGAGAGGAACUGGUUUGGGAUGUGUAAAGAGACUCAGAUGACUGUGUACGCUGUGGUCCAUGGUCCCACGCUGUACGACAUCGCCAGUCAGACAGAUAACAGCACCAACUUCUUCAUUAACGCCACCAAACCUACGGGAGGCCUGCCGAGCAACAUGUCGGACCUGCACCCGUUCUCCAUCGCUGCUGCAGCAUCCACAGUCCCUAUACCUUCAACUGGCUCUGCCUCCAUCACUCCCGUUACCGUGGUUACCGCCUCCACAGGCACCCGCACUUCAGAGAGGCCGGCACCUGAGCGACGAGACGACCUGCACCCGUUCUCCAUCGCUGCUGCAGCAUCUACCGUCCCUAUACCUUCAACUGGCUCUGCCUCCAUCACUCCCGUUACCGUGGUUACCGCCUCCACAGGCACCCGCACUUCAGAGAGGCCGGCACCUGAGCGACGAGACGACCUGCACCCGUUCUCCAUCGCUGCUGCAGCAUCUACCGUCCCCAUACCUUCAACCGGCUCUGCCUCCAUCACUCCCAUUACCGUGGUUACCGCCUCCACAGGCACCCGCACAUCAGAGGGGCUGGCACCUGAGCGACGAGACGACCUGCAACCGUUCUCCAUCGCUGCUGCAGCAUCCACCGUCCCCAUACCUUCAACCAGCUCUGCCUCCAUCACUCCCGUUACCGUGGUUACCGCCUCCACAGGCACCCGCACUUUAGAGAGACCGGCACCUGAGCGACGAGGCGACAUGGGGAACACUUUACCCACCAAAAACCAAACUCUUUCUGAGCAGGAUGUCACAGACAAUCAGCUGUUAUGUGGUAUGUAUAAGGAUCUUGACGAGUGCAGCAGUAAUAUCCCUCCCCAGCAGCAGAGAUUCGGCCUCCUCAACUCAGAGUCCAGGACGCUGUACCACUGCAACUGUACAACCAGAUUCUUCCAGACUUUGGCUAAACAGAGACAACUGACCGAAGUACAAACUCUUCUGCUGGGAUACGUAUCUCAGUCCUGCUUCCUGACACAGGACUGCACAGAAGGCAACAGCUGUUCAGCAGUCGUGGUGAAACUGGAGCUUCCUCAGCUGGACACGGAGGAGCUGCAGCGCCAUCUGCUGGCGUUGAGGCUGAAAGUCAGGAGGCCAACAACAAGUAGAGCGAAGAGGAGAGACCGAGCUAUCAGACUCCAGAGAUUGUGUCUCAGGAUGGUCGAGAAAACUGCAAAUGCUGUAAGAGGAAGGAAGCUCAUCUGAGUGUGAAUAUUAUCCACAUGUUCAACAUGAAAUAUAUAAAGACAUCAUGAAAUACAUAAUCAAAAAUAUAGAUUAGAAACUUGAUCUUGUGAAUCAACCACAAUACAUUUUAAAAAUUCAGCUCAUUGUUAUAAAGUGUUGUUUUUUUCUUCUUUCUUUUCAUAAUUACUAAUCUAAAAAAAAGAAGAAGAAAAAAAGUCUAAUUCCACCAGUCUUUAUUUCAAAAUGUCAGUUUCAUUUUAAAUAAGUGAUUUAAUUUUGGAUUUUGAAAAAAUUGACCAAUUCAACAACUGAGUAUUAACAUGAUGUUAAAAAGACAAAAGCUAAAAUACAGACUUUUGAAAAAGGACAUAAAUAAAUUAAAAUGUAUUGAAAUUAUAUUUUAUAUUAAUGAGCUGACAUUUAAACAUUUGAUGGAUUAUUUCCCAAUUUCAUAUUUAAAUUAUAUGUUUUAAUCUUCAUAAUAAUGUCUUAUUUAAUUAUUUGAUACUGAACACUUUGGUUCUCCUUAAAACAUUGUAGUAUUAUGUAUUUAUAUUGUCUACAUCAUGUAUGUAGUAGAACUCAGUGGAGGUGUCAGUGGGGUUUUUUCGGGGGGAUAAAAGUGAGAAAAGUAAAAUAAACCAUUUUCACAGCUGACAUUUUGAGGGGUCACAGUAGGAACAGCACAGGUGUAAAUAAUAAUAUGAAUAACGACCUGAUUAUUCAUUCACUGGAAUCACUUACUGGACACUUAAUACUCUUUAUGCAGAAGUGUCCAAACUAUUCCUUAAAGGGUUCAUGUGGUUUUCAUUAUAUUUAAUCAACUGAUCUCAGUCUUAGACAGUUGAUUGGUUGAAUCCUUUGCUCUUGAUUGGUUGGAACAAAAACCUGCAGACACACGUCCUUUUAUCAAUCAAUCUCAAUCAAUCUUUAUUUGUAUAGCGCCAAAUCACAACAUAGUCAACUCAAGGCACUUUACACAAAGAGCAGGUCUAAACCGUACUCUUUAGGUUUAAUUCUAAAGAGACCCAAAGAGUUUGGACACGCCUGCUUUAAGGCAUAUUAGUGACUUAAAUAUCCCAACAAAUAUUGGAUCGGCUGCCAUGAAAUUUCCUACAAACAUUCAUGGUUCCCAGAGGAUGAAUCCUACUGACUCUGAAAAUGCCCAAACUGUGUCUCAUGGCCACCGUGAGGUUGACAUUUGAGGUUUUAAGUCAAAUGUCUUGAUAACUACUGAAUGGACAACCAUGAAAUCUGGUUCAGACGUUCAUGUCCCUCUCAGGAUUAGCUGAAACAACUCAUGUGAUCUCCUGAUUUUGCAUAUAGCCAUAUUUGUACGAUACUUUCAUUUAUGACCAAAUAGCUGAAAACUAAAACAUUUUCAGUAGCACACAGUACUUUGUUUUUCACUAGCAAGGACCACACCAACAACAAGAUGCACUUUAACGAUUUAUUAAGAAAAAACGAUUGAUGAGCAUGGUUCCUCCAAUUUCUGACUGCGUUUUGGGGAGUCUUAUCCCCCCUCAGGACCCUAUGAAGAAGAGGAAGAAAUAGGAAGAGAGAAAUGGGGUGAGAGGGAAAGGUGUAGAAUACUGGAGCACAAAGGGAGGAGAGGGCCAAGUGGUAUUUAUAAGAAUGGCCAGAGGUGGAGCAGUCUUGAUGUGAUCCUGCUCCUUUUCAUAGUUACUUUUUGUAAUCUUUUAAUAUAGGUAGAGGCCCUGUAUAAGCCCUUUUGGGUUUCUUGCUGCUACCUUGCACCUUUCUUUUGUUGUUAUUUCUUUAUCUUUUUCUUUUUGUCUUAUUAUUGUACAAAAUAAAAAACUUCAAACUUCAAACUCCUUAAACUACGCUAAAUAAGCUGCACUAGUGCUAAAUAGAAAACACGCCAAUGUUGUGUUCAUGUCACAUUGGAGUUAUCGUAAUUAUGAGAUUCCAACUUGUAAAUAGUGUUCAUGUCAAAAGCCAAGACAAUGAUUGAUUGAAAUUUGAUUACGAAACGCAAACUCAGAUUUUUCUUCCGUCCGUUCCAUAGCCUUGGUUCGUAAUGUUGUUGAGGUUUUUCCACGUGUUUUUUUGUCUCGACCAUGUACAGAUGUAUUUGAGAAGAUGACACUUUGAGUUAAGAGUGAGAAAAAGUAGUGAAACUCUGCUACUGUGUCAUGGUCUCUCGAGGGGGCAGUUUCCUGAAGUCAACCAAUCAGAACAGAGUGGGCUCAUUGGGAUGGGG